AUGGGUGGUUCCUGUUCACACCUCUGCGACUCCGUUGUCCUACCAUCGACGAUCGCAUUUAAUCAAAUUCAAACAUCGUCUACUUUACCCUCUACACCAUCUCCAACUCGUUCCAUAGAAAAUUGUAUUGUGCUAUGGUUAUUCGAUGAUCCAUCUCGAAAAUUCGACAAUGACAAAGAACAACUGCGUCGUUCUGUCUACGGUCUUCAGAUUUUUUUCAAUGCCGAUACAUGCAUCGAUUAUAUUCGUGAUGUUAAAGAUGAACGAGUGUUUCUGAUUACAUCGGUUACAUAUCAAUCGAUUGUAAACUUCUAUCAUUUGUUAUCUCUGGAGAAAAUCUAUAUUUUCGAUCCGUCGUCCUCUCCAGAUCGAAGGCAUAGUCUCCAUUCGAAUACUUUUUCUAAUAUGACGGAUCUUUGCACGCAAGUACAGCAAGAUAUUAACUUGUACGAACACGAUCAGAUCUGUUGGUCGACGAUUUCGAAUUCGUCCAACGAAAUGACCAAAGCAGACCUUUCAUUCGUGUUUAUUCAAAUCUUCCAUGAAAUCAUGGCUCGAUUGAAAUUCGAUGGAAAUGCAAAGACUAUUUUCAUUGAUUUUUGUCGCUUGCAUUAUAGCGGAAGACAAUUAGGUCUAGUCGAAGAGUUUGCCAAGCACUAUCGACCUGAUACUGCAUUAGACUGGUUGAGACGACCAUGUUUCAUUUCAAGAAUAUUAAAUCGUGUUAAAAGAACGCGAGAAAUCGAUGUUCUCUACAAACUUGGUUUCUUUACUAAACAACUCAACACGCAAUUGUUGCAUUUGCACGAAGAAAAUAAAUCCUUCUUGCAAACCUUGUCAGUUGUCUUUCGAGGAAAGACAAUGUUGAAUGACGCAUUUGAUUCGCUCCUGAAGAACCAUUCUUCUGGCCUUUUAUCUUUUGGAAACUUGCUUAGCACUACAGUGAACAAGGAAACAUCCAUGGAGUUCAUACGUCUUCGAUUAACACUGCAUCCCGAUCGGUUAGCCGUGCUCUUCCAAAUUCAUCUGAAUCAUUUGAUAUUCGACGAAGAACAUCCCUAUGCUUUAAUGGCGAAUCACGAUUUAAAAAACGGAGAAAUCUAUUUCGCUGCCGCGAGUGUUUUUCGAAUCGAAUCGGUCAAACAAAUAGUUACCAAUGAAUUGAUGAUUUGGUGUGUGAAACUACACUUGAUUAAUACGAAUAAUACGCAAUUAGUUCGUAUUUUAACACCGUUUCGAACAUCUGAACAACAUGACAAUCCACUAUCAUGUUUAGGAAAACUAUUGAUGGAAAUGGGAGAGUAUCGACGUGUGGAACAAUUUUUCCUCGAAAUUCUCAAUGAUACAUCGAUUUUAAGUCAACCUCGUCGACUUGUGCGUGCACAUAACGGUCUCGGAGCUAACUAUGCACAUCAAGAAGAUUAUACUGCGGCUUUGAUGCAUUUCGAACAAGCAUUAAGAAUCAGUUUGACUCAUUUACCAAGCGAUCAUGUGGAUUUGACUUUAAUCUAUAAAAGCAUCGGAGAUUGUUGUCUGAGUCAGAAGAAUUAUAGCCGUGCAUUGGACAACUACGAACGAGCGAUCAAAUUGCUAGAAGCGAACAAACAAUCGUCGAAGUUAUACAUGCUUGAGGAAUUGCAAACUUUACUCCAUGAUACGAAAACAUUUAUAAUGAUGGUUUUUUCCGACAAGUCACGAACUUUACCAUGA
Adineta ricciae is the source of this 1710-nucleotide messenger RNA. NCBI's taxonomy places the organism in Eukaryota, Metazoa, Rotifera, Eurotatoria, Adinetida, Adinetidae. The record is from the annotation of a GenBank genome assembly.